AUGUCCGCCCCAAAUGUCCCGGCGGUCCCCCCUCGACCGGCUCGAUCUCCACAGCCAACUUCAUCUUUAGACAUGCCGAGAAUCCCCCCACGUCCCUCGAACCGCCGUGCGGACCGAUCGAUAUCCCCAAUGCGGGACAGCUAUGCCCCAUCUCCCCUUAAUGGGUGGAAUGGCCCGGCUUUGAGUCGUACGAUCUCGAACGAGGUUCCCCAGCGGCCACCGAGUGUGACGAUACCGUCUUUGGGAGAGGAGGGUAUUGAAUAUGCCGAUCUUGAUGUGGGAAAUGUACCGGACAAUCAUCAUCAGGCUCCACAAGAGACUCGCAACGUUAGCAGUGACCUCAAGAUGCAUGCACCAAGACCUUCGUUGCCUACAUCCAGUGCUAAGGCUAAAGUGCAGACGGUUACUCGCACAGACUCUCGGCAAGCCGCAGCGGCAGGACUAGGCCGGGAAGCCUCCCCGGCUCGCGACGAGUCGGAACGUCCCAGCCGUUCGCUGCACUCCCGUGCAAGUGGCACCCGGGCCGAGUCGUCUACUGCUUCAUCGGAACGUCGAAACUCGGCGCAGAUCGCAGAGGAGCCCGGGUUUCGAGUUCCCAUGUACCCAAACGCGGGUGAUGUCCAGGCGCCAUCCCCGAGUCCUUAUCUCGAGCAAGGAUCUCAACGGUCAGGUCGUAAUCACCACCGCAGUCGUAGUGCCCGAGACUCGUCCCUACCCCCGGGUAGUUACGGCCUUCAUGGGCACGGUGUGCAACAUACCGAUAAGUUUGAGAAGGCUUGGUACGACAAGCACCCCGACGAACUUGUCAAGGAGGAAGGGCAAUAUGGCCCUGGUGUGGGCACACCUCGUCCUGAUUGGGCCAUGAGCAGGGACGAUUUGAAUAAAAUUGUCCGGAGCGCGGACCCUACUCCCCCUGGAACUGGCGACUCCCCCGGAACUGUGGCAACCCCAGAGGAAGAAGUUGGCUACCUCGCCUCGGAUGAAUAUAUGCAUCGCAUGGCGUCGCCCCCACCUGAUGCGCGAAAUGAAAAUCAGCCCGUGGUGGAGUCUCCUCUUCGUCAAAUGAGCUUCCCAGUCUCAGAAAUUCAGCCCAAAGAGCUCCCUAAGUCCUCACUUCGUCACGGCCGGUCCAGCUCUCGCGGCAACCAUGCUGACGCCGAUGUGAUCCAUGUCGAUGACCCUAUUCACCCACUGCAUCACCCCGAUGGAUUUGCUCCCACCCCAGCAUUUGAAGAUCAAAAAACGGAACUGGAGGAAUAUGAUGACGAAGAAGAGCCCAUUCUGGCGGCUGAUCAAGUCCGGCCCGAGUCGGCAUAUCUACACCCCGCAAUUUCGCCAUCUUUCGAACAUAGAGGAAGCUUUGACGACGAUUACUACAGCCGACCGCCCAGUGUCUCGCAUAGUCGCUCCAACAGCAGAUCGGCGAGUGCUCAAGGUGCGCCAAUGUUGACUCGCUUCGACUCGCGUGAGCCCCACGAAGAUACACAUACUCCCCUGGAGGACGUAGAGGAGUACGAGCCUCUGUUCCCCGAUGAGGAGACUAGGAAAGAGAAACCGCUGUCCGCGGCGGAUCGUUUUAGGAAGCGACCAGAUGCACACCGUUUUCCGAGCCAGGAUAUAUGGGAAGACACCCCGAACAGUUUACAGCUCCAUGCUACGGUUUCUACCCCGGAUCUUCCUCGAAGUGACUCCGAAGCCUUUGAAACCCCGGAGCAAGAAGCCCGGCGGAGAAUGCAAACAUCAAAGAUCGAUUCACACCAAGUCGCGUCUCAGAUCCUCGAGGGAGAAUCAGUCCGAAGCGAAAAGGAAAAGGAUCCAGCACGGCCAGAUGCCCUUAAGCAGCGGUUCCCUAGUCGGGAUAUAUGGGAAGAUGCUCCUGACAGCCAGCAGCUGGUGACGACUGUCGAGCCCGCAAAAGAUGAACUGAAGAGUCCCGAGGUCCCGUCAAAGCCCGCAAUUCCUCCGCGCCCACAAAGACAGACCCAGGCAACAUCUCCCACGGAAAAGCGACAAGCACCCAUCAUUCCUGAUAGACCGAAGCCUCAGAUCCCCACUCGUCCCGCUAGGCCUAGCGCUCAAGCCGCGAAAGAAGCCCCUGCCGAGGGCCCUGCUGUGCCUAAGGCGAAACCCGCAGUGCCUGCGCGUCCGGGUGGUAGCAAAAUCGCAGCUAUGAAGGCAGGUUUCCUCACAGAUCUGAACUCUCGUCUGCAGCUGGGUCCUCAACAAGCUAAACCCCAGGAGAAGGAACCCGAGCCUCCUGUCGAGAAGAAGCCGCUGAAUGACGCCCGGAAGGGGAGAGCCCGUGGACCUGCUAGGCGAAAGCCCGCCGUAGAGAAUGCCAACGCCAAGCUACCUACCAUCCCUGAAAUCAAAAUUACCGACUCAUGGAAUGUUUGGCAGGUUGGUCAAGAUGGCAAUGUGACUGUCGAACCUGCUGUCGAGCCCAAGGUCGAGGAACCCACAUCCCCUGAAGCCGUGGAGAAAACGGCCACUGAACCCGUCAAUUCAGUUCCGGAGCCACUGGCUGUGGCUGAGGAAGUCUCCCCGAGCACCGUCGAAGUCCCCGAAAAUGGACCAGCCGAUGCUGAAGCUUCACCAACUGCUCAGCACCCCGUCGAGACCACCGAACUUGCUCCUGAGGUGACGGCUAAACAAGACUCACCUGAACCGUCCCCAACUGGACCGAGCAGUAUAGAACGUCCCGUCGAGACUGGGCCAUCUCCCAUAAAGAUGGAGGAGGAUAUGGAGGAUAUGGCUGCGUUCGCUGAUGGCAAGAAGCCAUCUGAUGGAGACUUUUAUCCUGUGCAGUCGGCUUCCUAA
Penicillium waksmanii is the source of this 2820-nucleotide messenger RNA. Its product is annotated as Aim21 family protein. The transcript is spliced from 3 exons. The record is from RefSeq and is a predicted model, not a curated record. Bases 1 to 2820 code for a protein of 939 amino acids. NCBI's taxonomy places the organism in Eukaryota, Fungi, Ascomycota, Eurotiomycetes, Eurotiales, Aspergillaceae.